AUGACUGACGCGCUGCUGCCCGCAACCCCGCAGCCGCUGGAGAAGGAGGGCGACGGCUACUUUCGGAAGGGUUGUAAUCCCCUUGCGCAAACCGGCCGGAGCAAACUGCAGAAUCAAAGGGCAGCCUUGAACCAGCAGAUCCUGAAAGCUGUUCGGAUGAGAAGCGGAGCAGAAAACCUUCUGAAAGCAGCCACGAACCACAAGGUGCGGGAGCAGGUGCGCCUAGAGCUAAGCUUCGUGAACUCAGACCUGCAGAUGCUCAAGGAAGAGCUGGAGGGGCUCAACAUCUCAGUGGGAGUCUACCAGAGCACAGAGGAGGCAUUUACGAUUCCCCUGAUUCCUCUUGGCCUGAAGGAAACCAAAGAUGUUGACUUUUCAGUCGUUCUGAAGGAUUUUAUCCUGGAACACUACAGUGAAGAUAGCUAUUUAUAUGAAGAUGAAAUCGCUGAUCUUAUGGAUCUGAGACAAGCUUGUCGGACACCCAGCCGGGAUGAGGCUGGUGUUGAACUGCUGAUGAGUUACUUUAUCCAGCUGGGUUUUGUGGAGAGUAGAUUCUUCCCACCCACCAGACAGAUGGGGAUCUUGUUUACAUGGUACGACUCCCUCACUGGGGUUCCGGUCAGCCAGCAGAACUUGCUACUGGAGAAGGCCAGCGUUCUGUUUAACAUCGGAGCCCUCUACACACAGAUCGGGACCCGGUGUAAUCGGCAGACACGAGCUGGGCUGGAGAGUGCCAUGGACGCCUUUCAGAGAGCUGCAGGGGUUUUAAACUACCUGAAAGAGACCUUUACUCAUACUCCAAGUUACGACAUGAGCCCUGCCAUGCUCAGCGUGCUGGUCAAAAUGAUGCUCGCUCAAGCCCAAGAAUGCGUGUUUGACAAAAUCUGCCUUCCUGGGAUCCAGAAUGAGUUCUUCAUGCUGGUGAAGGUGGCUCAGGAGGCUGCCAAGGUGGGAGAGGUCUACCAGCAGCUGCACACAGCCAUGAGCCAGGCGCCGGUGAAGGAGAACAUCCCCUACUCCUGGGCCAGCUUGGCCUGUGUGAAGGCCCACUACUAUGGGGCCCUGGCCCACUACUUUGCCGCCACCCUCCUCAUCGACCAUCAGUUGAAGCCUGGUGCAGAUGAGGACCACCAGGAGAAGUGCCUGUCCCAGCUCUAUGACCACAUGCCCGAGGGACUGACACCCUUGGCCACACUGAAAAACGGACACCAGCGCAGACAGCUGGGAAAAUCGCAUCUGCACAAAGCCAUUGUCCAUCAUGAGGAGUCUGUGAGGGAGGCCAGCCUAUGCACGAAGCUCCGCAACAUCGAGGUGCUCCAGGAGGUGCUUUCCGUGGCACAGCAGCGCUCUCGGCUCAAGUAUUCUCAGCACCAAGAGGCCGAUGAUCUAGUGAACUUAAUCGAUGCUCCUGAUGUUGUUUCUAAAACUGAGCAAGAAGUUGAAAUCAUACCGCCACAGUUCUCCAAGGUGACAGUAACAGACUUCUUCCAGAAGCUGGGCCCCCUAUCUGUGUUUUCGGCUAACAAGAGAUGGACACCGCCUCGAAGCAUUCAUUUCACUGUAGAACAAGGGGACUUGGGGUUCACCUUGAGAGGAAACUCCCCAGUUCAAGUUCACUUCCUGGAUCCUUAUUGCUCAGCAGCACUGGCAGGAGCCAAAGAAGGAGAUUAUAUUGUUUCUAUUCAAGAGGUGGACUGUAAGUGGCUGACACUGAGUGAGGUUAUGAAACUGCUGAAGAGCGCUGGCAAGGACGACAUUGAGAUGAAGGUCGUGAGUCUCCUAGACUCCACGUCGUCCAUGCAUAAUAAGAGCGCCACAUAUUCUGUGGGAAUGCAGAAAACCUACUCCAUGAUCUGUUUGGCCAUAGAUGAUGAUGAUAAAACUGAUAAAACCAAGAAAAUCUCGAAAAAGCUCUCCUUCUUGAGUUGGGGCACCAACAAGAACAGGCAGAAGUCCGCCAGCACCCUGUGCCUUCCAUCCGUUGGGGUUGCGAGGCCCAGUGUCAAGAAGAAGCUCCCCUCUCCUUUCAGCCUUCUCAGCAAUGACAGUUCUCUGUACUAAUAUGAGGAAACAAAAACGUUUAGGCCCAAAACAUUUCUGAGUGCUGACAUGGCCUUAAUACUUGUGCCAUAAUGGAAAAUUUUCUAUCUCAUAUCUGGUUUUCUUAGUCUAAACUUGCUGUUGGUAUUUUUUUCUGAAGGAAAGUAACCAGAAACCUCUAGAAAUGUGAGGAUAACAAACUGAUUCGAGUUUCACUAUAUUGCUGCAAAAGGAGCCCUGGUGGUGCAGCGGUUAAGCUCUCAGCUGCUAACCGAAAGGUUGGCGGUUUGAACCCACCAGCCGUUCCAUGGGAG
Molecule: messenger RNA, 2354 nt
Organism: Trichechus manatus latirostris (Florida manatee)
Lineage: Eukaryota; Metazoa; Chordata; Mammalia; Sirenia; Trichechidae
Gene: RHPN2
Product: rhophilin Rho GTPase binding protein 2
Exons: 15
Coding region: 1-2061 (686 amino acids)
Biological process (GO): negative regulation of stress fiber assembly; signal transduction
Molecular function (GO): protein binding
Source: RefSeq, a predicted model, not a curated record